AUGACCAGACAUGACUCCCAGCACAGGUCUCCUGGUCUGGGCGGCACCAGGGCAGCUCUGGUUCCCACCUCCAGGCGCUUACAGUCUUGGAGAGGGCGUCAGGCAGGUGUAGCUACCCAGCGGGACCAACACCCUGACCCCGUCAUGGAUGGGGGCAAGGGGCCCAGGAUCAGAGACUUCCUGAGUGGCAGCCUGGCCACCUGGGCGCUGGGACUAGCCGGGCUGGUGGGGGAGGCGGAGGAGCCGGAGGGGGAGGAGGAGGAGGAAGGAGAGGGGCCUCUGUGUCCGGAGAAGAGGUUCUUGCGUCUCAGCGAUGGGGCCCUGCUCCUGCGGGUGCUGCGCAUCAUUGCUCCCAGUUCCCGAGGGGGCCCUCGAAUGAUCAGGGGCCGUGACAGCCCCGCAGCCUGGCGGGUGUGGAACCUGAACCACCUGUGGGGCCGACUGAGGGACUUCUACCAGGAGGAGCUGCAGCUGCUGAUCCUGUCGCCGCCCCCAGACCUCCAGACGCUGGGCUUUGACCCCUUCUCAGAGGAGGCGGUGGAGGAGCUGGAAGGCAUCCUUAGGCUACUGCUGGGGGCGUCAGUGCAGUGUGAGCACCGGGAACUGUUCAUCCGCCACAUCCAGGGCCUCAGCCUGGAGGUUCAGAGCGAGCUGGCUGCUGCCAUCCAGGAGGUGACCCAGCCCGGGGCGGGCUUGGUGCUGGCGCUGACUGGGCCGGAGACUGGGGAGCUGGCAACUCCGGAGCUGGAGAUGCUCUCCCGGAGCCUGAUGGGGACACUGCUGAAGCUGGCACGGGAGCGCGACCUGGGGGCCCAGCGGCUGGCCGAAGUGCUGCUGGACCGGGAGCCUGCCCCCUUGUUGCCUGAGACUCCCGCCAGGAUUCCCUCGGAGGGGGCCUCGCGCACCUUGGCCCUGCAGCUGGCCAAUGCCAAGGCCCAGCUGCGGCGCCUCCGGCAGGAGCUCGAGGAGAAAGCAGAGUUGCUGCUGGAUUCCCAAGCGGAGGUGCAGGGCUUGGAGGCCGAAAUCCGAAGGCUCCGCCAGGAGGCCCAGGCGCUGACGGGACAGGCCAAGCGGGCCGAGCUGUACCGCGAGGAGGCAGACGCGCUGCGGGAGCGGGCGGGCCGCCUGCCCCGCCUGCAGGAGGAACUGCGACGAUGCCGAGAGCGCCUCCAGGCUGCCGAGGCCUGCAAGGGCCGGCUAGAGGAGGAGCGGGUGCUCUCGGGGACUCUGGAGGCCUCCAAGGCGCUCCUGGAGGAGCAGCUGGAGGCCGCUCAGGAGCGCUGUGCUCGGCUGCACGAGACCCAGCGUGAGAACCUGCUGCUGCGGACUCGGCUGGGCGAGGCCCAAGCGGAGCUGGACUCCCUGCGGCAUCAGGUGGACCAGCUUGCAGAAGAGAAUGUGGAGCUGGAACUGGAGCUUCAGCGGAGCCUGGAACCACCCCCAGGCUCCCCUGGGGAGGAACCCCUGCCUGGAGCCGCUUCUUCGCUGCAUGAUGAAGUGAGGGAGGCAGAGGCUGGGCGGCUGCGGACCCUGGAGCGGGAGAAUCAGGAGCUUCGAGGCCUGCUCCGGGUGCUGCAGAGGCAGCCAGGUGGCCAGCCCCCCCUACUGGAGGAGCAGAACGAAGACUCGGUGAUUCAAGAGCCGGACUCAGCUCUGCAGACUUGCCUGGCCUCAGACCCCGACCCCCAGGCCUUGGCUGCUCAGGCAGCGGAUGAAGGCCCCCAGGCCUCAGACCCAGCUCCCUUGGCAUUUGAGUCAGCCCUUGAGGGGGCAGCAUCUGAUCUGGACCCGCAGGUGGUGGAGAGGCCUCUCCAGACGGAUGUCGUGGUCCCUGCAGACUCCAUGCCCCAGGAGUCAGACCCCGACACAGAGGCACAGGAGUUCCCAAAGAAGGCUGGUCUGGGACCCCCUCUCCGGACCCCUGCCUCUGUGACCCCACCUCAGAGUCCCGAGGUUAACAUUCAGGCCCAGCUGUCUCUGGGAGGAGAGACUGGGGAGUCGGUGCCGGAGGCCCCGAGGGUAAAACAGGAGGACCCUGAGAGCAAGCCGGGACCCUCGGAGACCAGCCUGUGUGUGCGGUUGGAGGAGCAGGGGACCCUAGACCAGAGGCUGGACCUAUCCGAGGGGCAAACAGAGGCCAGAGAGCAUGAACAGAGGGUGGGGGGGUUGGUCGCGGAUGCAACCGAACAAAAGCCGCAGAAGAAACUGGAAGGGGCUCCUGAGGUCCGGACCCGGGAGGCGUGGGCCCCCGAGGAGAUCCUGGUCAGUGGUGUCCCCCAGCGGGAGGCCCUCCAGGAGGAGGCGGUGCGGCUGAAGCGAGAGGCUGAGGCCCUCCGAGCAGAUCUGGAGGCCCAGGCCCGGAGGCUGGAGGCCCGAGGCACGGAGGCUGCCCGCCUCUCGGAAGAGCUGGCUCAGGCCCGGAGGGCAGAGGCUGAGGCCCACCGGGAGGUGGAGGCCCAGGCCCGGGAGCUGGCCCGGUUGCGGGAGGCGGUGGAGUCUUCUGCCCGGGAGCUGGAGGCUGCGUCGCGAGAGCGGGAGGCGCUGGCGGAGGCGCUGGCAGCAAUCGGCCGUGAGCGGAGGCAGUGGGAGCGAGAGGUGCCCAGGCUGCGGGCCCGAGCCGAAGAGGCCGAGGAGCAGCUGCACGUGCUGGAGGGCGAGGGCCGCAGGCACCUGGAGGAGGCUGAGAGGCAGCGCCGGGAGAAGCAGGCCCUCCAGGAGGAGCUGGAGAAGGCUGUGGUGCGGGGCCGGGAGCUGGGGGCCCGGCUGGAGCGUCUGCAGAAUGAGCUGGAACGGGCAGCCCUGGAACGCCAGGAAUUUCUGCGGGAACAGGAGUUCCAGCACCAGAGGUACCAGGGCCUGGAGCAGCGGCUGGAAGCUGAGCUGCAGGCGGCGGCCACCAGCAAGGAGGAGGCACUGAUGGAGCUCAGAAAGAGGGCCCUGCAGUUGGAGGACGAGCUGUUCAAGCUGCGCCAGGGCGCUGCGGGGCUGGGGUCCCAGGAGAAGACAGAGCCCAAGGGCACGGAGGCCCAGAGCGUGCGGCUUAUCGAGGUGGAGCGCACUAAUGCCACGCUGGCAGCAGAGAAAGCUGCUCUUCAGGGCCAGCUGCAGCACCUGGAGGGGCAGCUGGGGAGCCUGCAGGGGCACGCCCAGGAGCUGCUGCUGCAGAGUCAGCGGGCCCAGGAGAACAGCAGCCGCCUGCAGGCCGAGAAGUCUGUACUGGAGACUCAGGGCCAGGAGCUGCACCGGAAGCUGGGGCUGCUGGAGGAGGAGGUGCAGGCAGCACGGCGCUCCCAGGAGGAGACCCGCGGACAGCAGCAGGCCCUGCUGCGGGACCACGAGGCCCUGGCGCAGCUGCAGCGGCGGCAGGAGGCUGAGCUGGAGGGGCUGCUGGCCCGGCACCGCGACCUCAAGGCCAACAUGCGGGCUCUGGAGCUGGCCCAUCGGGAGCUGCAGGGCCGGCACGAACAGCUGCAGGCCCAGAGGGCCAACGUGGAGGCGCAGGAGGUAGCCCUGCUGGCAGAGCGUGAACGCUUGGUGCAGGAUGGGCAUCGGCAGCGGGGCCUGGAGGAGGAGCUCCGGAGGCUGCAGAGUGAGCAUGACAGGGCUCAGAUGCUGCUGGCGGAGGUGUCCCGGGAGCGCGGGGAGUUAUAG
This is a messenger RNA of Rangifer tarandus platyrhynchus (Svalbard reindeer), 3651 nucleotides long. Lineage: Eukaryota; Metazoa; Chordata; Mammalia; Artiodactyla; Cervidae. The record is from the annotation of a GenBank genome assembly.